Messenger RNA from Phycodurus eques (leafy seadragon), 2514 nucleotides. Its product is annotated as methionine aminopeptidase 2. Bases 968 to 2080 code for a protein of 370 amino acids. The transcript has 10 exons. Gene Ontology annotation, molecular function: metalloaminopeptidase activity. Gene Ontology annotation, biological process: proteolysis. The record is from RefSeq and is a predicted model, not a curated record. Lineage: Eukaryota; Metazoa; Chordata; Actinopteri; Syngnathiformes; Syngnathidae.
GGCGAGCUCAUGGCGGGGCUUGAACCUGUGGACGGGGAGUUGAGGAGGAAGAGGAGGAAGAAUCCCAAGGCCGCGGCAGCAGGUCAGGAUCAUGGGCGCACUCGCUGGACACUUCAUUAGCCUUCCCAGUUACCACGGAUAUUUGACUUCUGAAGCCGUCAAUGGCAGUGAAUGUGUUAACGUCCCCUGUAUGAGGUCACCGCAUUGCCCGCACAUUCGGGCAUUCAACGCAUUCCUAAUGGGUGUUUUUUUAAACACCCACACUUGUCAUCAGCCUUGUGAUGUGAAUGUGUGUGUGUGUGUGUGUUCACUUGCAACACGCAGUGUACACAGGUGUGACAUAAAACCUGGGUAGGUGAUGUGGGUGGAUAUGGUGAUAUUGAUGUAGUGCAUUAACAGCGGGAGUUGAAGUCUUUCACCGGGAAAAGUGCAGGUGUUGAAACACCCACAUUCCCGCAGGUGUUUUGAAAAGUGUGACUGUUGAAACCUUCCACCUAAAAAAGUGCAAGUGUUGAAGCCUAACACCAGGAAAAUUGUAGGUGUGAGUGACCCACAUCCCACACAGGUGCGAGGAAAAGUGUGGGUGUUGAAACCUUUCACCAGUAAAAGUGUGGGUGUUGAAAACCUUUGCCUGAAAAAUUUGGGUGUCGAAACAUUUCAUCACGAAAAGUGAGGGUGUUGAAACAUCCACAUCCCCUGCGGGUGCACCAAAAAGUGUGGGUGUUGAGACUUUGCAGCCGCGGGGUCAAAUGACGAAGGUGUGGCUGAAGUCACACAACAGCUGGAGAAGACAACGCUGGAGGACAAAGAAGAGCGGGACGAGGACAGCCGAGAAGACGGUAACGCUUCGUCGUCAUGGUGACGAAAGUGAAAGCGAGACGCUGACACCGAACCACGCUUUUUGGCAGUUGGCGACAAGGAAGGUAACUCAACUGCCAAGAGGAAGAAGAAGACAAAAAAGAGAGGAAUGAAGGGACAGACUGACCCCCCCUCCGUCCCCGUUUGCCAACUUUAUCCCAGCGGAGACUUCCCCAAGGGAGAGGAGUGCGAACAUCCGCUCCUAAAAGACGGGCGCAGUGCGGCGUGCCGGACGUCCAGUGAGGAGAAGCGAGCUCUGGACUCGGCCAACCGGGAGAUGUGGAGCGACUUCAGGCAGGCGGCCGAAGCUCACCGCCAGGUUCGCUCGUAUGUGAGGAGCUGGAUCAGACCUGGCAUGACUAUGAUUGACAUCUGUGAGAAGCUGGAAGAUUGCUCCAGGAGACUCAUUAAGGAGAACGGGCUCCAAGCGGGUUUGGCUUUCCCCACCGGCUGCUCUAUCAAUCACUGCGCUGCCCACUACACCCCGAACGCGGGAGACCCCACAGUGCUGCGCUACGACGACGUCUGCAAAAUAGACUUUGGAACUCACAUCAACGGCCGAAUAAUAGACUGUGCCUUCACCGUCGCUUUCAAUCCAAAAUACGACAGACUGCUGGAGGCUGUGAGGGAUGCGACAAACGCCGGAAUCGAGUGCGCAGGUAUCGACGUGCGCCUGUGCGAUGUCGGCGAGACCAUCCAGGAGGUUAUGGAGUCCUACGAAGUGGACAUCGAUGGCAAAACGUAUCAAGUGAAGCCCAUUAGGAACCUCAGUGGUCAUUCCAUUGGACGGUACAGGAUACACUCAGGGAAGACCGUCCCUAUUGUAAAAGGCGGAGAGGCCACACGGAUGGAGGAAGGCGAAGCUUACGCCAUCGAGACAUUUGGCAGCACGGGCCGUGGCGUAGUGUACGAUGACAUGGAGUGCUCGCAUUACAUGAAACAUUUCGACGUGGGACAUGUGCCGAUAAGACUUCCAAGGACCAAACACCUACUGAACGUGAUCAACGAAAGUUUCGGCACGCUGGCGUUCUGCCGCCGCUGGCUGGACCGGCUGGGCGAGAGCAAGUACCUGCUGGCGCUGAAGAAUCUGUGCGAGCUGGGCAUCGUGGACCCGUACCCGCCUCUGUGCGACAUCAAGGGCAGUUACACGGCGCAGUACGAACACACCAUCCUCCUCCGGCCCACCUGCAAAGAGGUGGUCAGUCGGGGCCACGACUACUAAGACUUUACGAGCCCAGUUAUUCCUGACUUCACAAUGCGGGUCAUGGCUUCUCUGCUCAGAAGCCAUCUCUAGUAACCUGCACACAUUAUUACAUUUAAUAAUCAGCAGUAAUUGUUUACACUGUAGGCAUGUUAUUAGAUAAAUAUCAAUUCCCUAGUGCUCUUGAUGGAAUAGUUACAUAUAAGAUGGUAUUACAUCAUUAUUUGUGCUUCUCUUUUCCUCUCCAAAUGAAACAAAGGGCAUAUGGAGUGUUGUUGCACUGCUUUUAGGAAAUAUGAAAUAACAAAUGUACAAUAUGCAAAGAUAUUGCCCAAAUGUUUGCUGUCUUUACCUUAUCAGAGUAUUGAGUUGGAACUACAGGUAUAUCUCAAUUCAUUAGAAUAUGUUGAAGGAAAGUUCAUUUAUUUUAGUAGAGUGAAAUAAAUUAAAUAACA